Camellia sinensis is the source of this 957-nucleotide messenger RNA. The record is from RefSeq and is a predicted model, not a curated record. NCBI's taxonomy places the organism in Eukaryota, Viridiplantae, Streptophyta, Magnoliopsida, Ericales, Theaceae.
AUGGCGAAUCCCAACAACCAAAAUGUAUCUACUCCUAUCUUUAAUGGUGAAAAUUUUGAUUUUUGGUAUGUGAAAAUGAGAACUAUUUUUGUCUAUACGGAGCUUUGGGAUCUUGUUGAGAAUGGGUUCGAGGAACCUGAAGAUGAAGAAGCUUUGACAAAUUCCCAAAAGAACCAAUUAAAAGAGCAAAGGAAGAAGGAUUCAAAGGCUCUCUCUUUUAUUCAACAAGGAGUUUCAGAAGCAAUCUUUCCAAGAAUUAUCAAUGCAACAAAAGCAAAGGAGGCAUGGGAUAUUCUUCAGAAAGAGUAUAGAGGCAACUUGAAGGUAAGAACCAUCAAACUUCAAUCAUUGAAAAGAGAUUUUGAAAAUUUAAAGAUGAGGGACAUAGAAUUGUUGAAGGAUUAUUUUUCUAGAGUUAUGGAACUUGUAAACCAAAUGAAAAUUUAUGGGGAUAAUAUUACUAAUCAAAGAGUUGUUGAACUUUUUUUGAUAAGUUUGCCGGAGAAAUUCAAUCCUAUUGUUGCUGUCAUUGAAGAAACUAAAGAUUUUGCUGAUUUGAGUAUUGAAGAUUUGAUGGUACCUCUAAUUCCCAAGGAAGAGGAAGAAGAAGAGGAAGAGGAAGAGGAAGAAAUGCAACUGGAAGAGAAAGAAAUGCAAGAGGAAGAUGAAGGUCUAAUUUUCAAAGAAAGGAAAAUGAAGAGUCCACUCAACAAAAGUGUGGAAUUUGCAACCGAAGCAAUCAUGUUGAUAAAGAUUGUUGGUUUCGAGGAAAGCCAAAAUGUUACAAUUGCAACAAAUUUAGGCAUGUCAAUAAGGAUUGCCAAGUCAACAGCACUCAACAAGCUAAUUUUUCCGAGGAGCAAGAAAAUGAAGGGCACAUGUUCUAUGCUUGUCACAAGGCGUCAAAUCAAAACAAGGAUGUAUGGUUUCUCGAUAGCGGAUGUAGCAAUCACAUGA